Molecule: messenger RNA, 2226 nt
Organism: Strongyloides ratti
Lineage: Eukaryota; Metazoa; Nematoda; Chromadorea; Rhabditida; Strongyloididae
Exons: 4
Coding region: 1-2226 (741 amino acids)
Source: RefSeq, a predicted model, not a curated record
AUGCCACCAUUUAAUAAUUCACGUCAAUUAGCGUUACUAUGUACUGAUAACAAUCAUAAGUUUAUUUAUACAGAUAGAAUGCAUGGAGCGAUGACAUAUUUGUUUCAAUCAAAUGAUACUCAUCAAAUAUGUAUGAAUAAUAAUGAAACAAAAGUGAAUCCUAAAUAUGAAGGAUUAAUAUGGUUAAUAACAAGUUUACAAAGUUGUAGUGUUGUAAGAAAAAUAAAGUCUAGAUUUUCUCGUGAAAAAUAUAAUAGUAAUUUUCAUUAUAAUUUUUUAAAAGCUGGUUUUUCAUUAGUUUGCCAAAAGACUGAUGAUAUUGGUGUUUAUCAAUUACAAUUUUAUGCCGAUAUAUUUCGAAUACUUUUUGAAAGACAUAAUGAAGAUAGAAAAUUAAUAUGUCAAAAAGUAGUUACCGUAUAUAGUGAAAUGUACGAAAGAUGUCAUGUAAUGAAUAAAACAGAUUUUAUGAAAAGUGUUAUGAAUAUAUGUAAUAUUCGAGGUGGUAUGAUUAGAGUAAAUAUUUUCUUUCAACGAUUCGCAAGAAACUGUGAUACACCACAAGAAUUUUUUAUAAAUCAUAAUCAAUUUGUAUAUAAAGGCUUUGGUCAAUCAUUGACAGAAGAUAAUAUAUUUAUGAAUUCAUUAAGUGCCCAUUUAUCAAGUACUAUUAGAGGAAAAAGUAUAUUACCUCAUUUAAUGUUAAAAACAAGAUUAUUACUUCAACAUUUUAGUUUAGCUGCUAUGACAGUAUAUAAAGAAAUUGAAAAAGUUAUGAAAUGUAAUAGAAUUGAUAAAAAAGUAAAUCAUAUGUUUGAAGAAGAAAUAUUACAAAAUAGUUUAUUAUAUUUUAAUCAAACAACAAAUGAUGAUAUUAUAAUAGAAACACCUGAUGAUUAUAAUGAAGAUUGUAAUACAACAGAAAGUAUAUAUUUUGAUUUAAUUGAAUCUAAAACUUAUCAAAAUAUUGGUAGUCAAGCAUUAAUUGGUGUUUAUGUUGAAAUGUGUCUUUUAAUAUUAGUUAUUUUCAAUACUUUAUGCUUAUCUAUUUUAUUAUAUCAAACACAAUCUCAUCUAUCAACAGCAACUAUUCUUUUUAUUUUUAAUAUUCUUUUUUCAAAUUUUUUAUUUGUAGCAUCAUUUGGUAUACUUUUUUCAGAUCUUCUUACAGAAAAUCCAUAUGCACCAUUAUCUGAUACAACUAUUGGUGAAGAAAAAUCUGCUGCAUAUGCUAUUGCUGAAACUUUACAAUCACAUUUAUUUGCUCCUAGUCAAUUUUACAAACAUUUAGUUCAAGAGACACUUUUUUCAUUAUCACAAAAUGGUUCAUUAUUAGGAUUAACUCAUUUAUUAGUUCUUGUUCUUGUUGUUAUCUCAAAAUCAAUGUCUGGAAAAGCAAUAAGACUUUCAAAAUUUUGUGUUAUUACAGUGUUUUCAUUAGUUUGGAUAUUUCUUAUAAUUACCCAUAUUAUCUUUUCUCUUCUUCAAAUAUCGGCAAUUACAUAUUUAGAUAAUUUAUUAGAUGGUGUUAGUUCUAGUUAUAGAAGAAAUGAAUAUGAAUGUACUAAUAAGGCUCGUCAUUUUUCACAUUAUAAUGAUAUUGGCCAAAGAUGUGAUAGAGUUGAACCAUAUCAUAGAUUUGGAGUUUAUCUUUUAAGAGUUACAUUAUUUUAUCAUUGGAAAGUAAGACAUCAAAAUGGUGUAUUAAAAAUUCAUCAACAAAGUGAUGUUUCACCACAUAAAAGAAGGGAAACAUUAUUUAAUACUCUUUUAUUAUCAAUUACAGCAUUUUUUAUAUCUAUAUUGGGGCAAACAGUUAUUGAAAUAUCAGUAUUUUGGUUAGAAAAUCCAGAUGAAGUAGCUGAUUUUGCUAGAUGGUAUCAAGUUAUGAGAAUAGCAUCUUUUGUUGAUCCAUUAUUAAAUCCAUUAUUAGUAUCAGUACGAACACCAGUAAUACGAAGAAAAUUACGAAUGAUGAUUUAUGUUUUAGGUCAACAUUUUAUAACAUGUUGUUGUCCAUGGAAAAUACGAACUGUAAAUAGAAGAAACAAGAAAGUUAAAAAAAAUAGAAAAUCAUCUAUAACAACAGCAGAUAGUGCAUCAAUUUACAGACCUACAGAUAGUGAAGUAACUUUUAGAAUUUGGUGUACAAGACAAUAUGUUAGAACAUCAUUUUUUGGUAAAUUUACAAGUUCUCAAGGUGUUACAAAUCAUUCUGUUGUAUAG